Messenger RNA from Williopsis jadinii, 2026 nucleotides. RefSeq lists its product as uncharacterized. The transcript has a single exon. Bases 185 to 1858 code for a protein of 557 amino acids. Gene Ontology annotation, cellular component: membrane. The record is from RefSeq and is a predicted model, not a curated record. NCBI's taxonomy places the organism in Eukaryota, Fungi, Ascomycota, Saccharomycetes, Phaffomycetales, Wickerhamomycetaceae. Gene Ontology annotation, molecular function: amino acid transmembrane transporter activity. Gene Ontology annotation, biological process: amino acid transmembrane transport.
GGCUGAUUGAUACGUCUAAUCAUGUGUAGGGUUAUCAUCCCUGUAGAGCGUCUUCCGCAUUAAAGUGGAAGCUUCCCUCGAUUUUUUGGGGCAUAUAAAGAAAAGCAUAUCCCCCCAUUCUGAUCCAUCAUACGAAGCGCUCUUGCAACAACUAAGUAACACACACACAUUACAUCUUUAGAAUAUGUCUUCCAUAUCUCCUAAGUCUUCGAACAUGAAGGACGAGAAGGCAAACUUCACCGUUGUCAACGAAUACGGUGAAUCAUCAGCCGGGUUUGUUGAUGAUAUCGAGGUCCAGAAUGAGCCAGCAGAGGUUCAGUUGCACAAGGGUCUUAAGUCCCGUCAUAUUCAACUUAUUGCCCUUGGUGGUUGUAUCGGUACUGGUCUUUUCGUUGGUUCUGGUUCCGCUUUGGCCACCUGUGGUCCAGCUGGUUUGCUUACUGGUUAUUUGAUCUUGUCUACUGUUAUUUUCUUUGUCAUGAAUGUUCUUGGUGAGAUGGUUUGUUUCUUGCCUCAGAAAGGUGGUGCCGUGUCUGAUUUGGCUAAGAGAUACGUCGGUCCAUCCAUGGGUUUUGCUACUGGUUGGAUUUACUACUACACUUUUGUCAUCCUGGUGUGUACUGAGGUUACUGCUGCGGCCAUUGUCAUUGAAUACUGGACCAAAGACGUUCACAUUGCAGUUUGGAUUGUGAUCUUCUUGGCGGUCAUCAUUGGAUUGAAUUUCCUCGCUGUGCAGUACUAUGGUGAAUCUGAGUUUUGGUUUGCCUCUCUAAAGAUCUUCUGUAUUCUUGGGUUGAUUAUUGUUGGUAUCGUUAUCUUCUUCGGUGGUGGUCCAAAUCAGAAAGGUGUCUUGGGUUUCCAUUACUGGAAGGACCCAGGUGCAUUUUCUUACCACUUGCUCCCAGGUAACACUGGUAGAUUCUUGGACUGUUGGACUGGUGUCAUCAAGUCUGGUUUCGCUUUCAUUGUUGGUCCAGAAUUGGUUGCCGUUGCCACUGCUGAAACUCAGAGACCAAGAAGAAACAUUUCCAAGGCUGCUACUAGAUUCGUCUACAGAUUGAUGUUCUUCUACAUUGUUGGUUCCAUUGUCAUUGGUGUUAUUGUCCCAUACAACAAUCCAAACUUGCUUUCUGGUACUGGUAAUGCUACCGCUUCUCCUUUCGUCAUCGGUAUCCAACUUGUCGGUAUCAAAGUGCUCAACCACAUCAUCAACGCAUGUAUUUUGUCCUCUGCUUGGUCUUCUGGUAACUCCUUCUUCUACGCUGGUUCUCGUUUCCUUGCCAACAUGGGUAACGACGGUGACGCUCCAAAAUUCUUGUCCAAGACUAAUAAGUACGGUGUUCCAUAUUACGCAUGUGGUGUUACCACUGCCGUCUCUAUGCUUUCCUUCUUGAACGUGAGCUCUAGUGGUGCCAAUGUCUUUGCCUGGUUCUCUAACCUUUGUACCAUUUCUGGUUUCAUCGGAUGGAUCAUUUGUGGUAUCGCAUACCUCAGAUGGAGACAGGCUGUUAUCUAUAACGGUUUGUGGGACCGUGUUCCAUUCAAGACAAUCCUUCAACCAUAUGGUACUUACUACUUCAUCUUUGUCAUCACUUUGAUCUGUAUCACCAACGGUUACGCUGUUUUCUUUGACUUCAAUGGUGCAGACUUUGUCGCUGCCUACUUGACACUUCCAGUGUUCUUUGCAUUGUACUUCGGACACAAGAUCUGGUACAGAAACUGGAAAUGGGCAAUGCCAAUUGAAGAGAUUGACGUUAUCUCAGGCUUGGAUGACGCUGAAAGAAUCGAAGCAGAUUUUGAUGCAAAAGCUAAACCUAUCGUCAACCUCUGGGACAAGUUCUACGAUUGGUUGUUGUGAUUUGAGCUCUAUAAUAUAACUGGGGAGUUCUAAUAUUAAUAUUGUUUGGUUUCAUCGAAUAUGCCUCACUGUGCAGUGGGAGCAAACGUUUUAUAUCUGUUUUUCCUUUUAUAACUACAACUAGUUGAUCUAGUUGCGCAUUCAGAAUAGGAUAUAUUGAGUACAUUU